AUAUCUAUAAUAGCCUCACGUCUUGUCAUCUCUGGUUAUCUCAUCUCUCUGUCUUUCUUCUCUUGCUGUCAGUGCCACUCAUGGCAAGCCAAUCAGAUCAUGCAGCACAUUUCUCGCAGUGCUUCCUUUCACCAAGAACCCAACAAGACAUUGAAAGAGAUGAACAAAUCUACAACUCCUAUGAAGAGCUCACCUCUCAACUCCCCAUCAACCAUGAUUGGCCUCUAUUUAGCCUCCAACACUACCAAUCCUUUUGGAUCCCGGCUAGGUUUGUUCCUGCAUGCAUGGCCAUCCAAUCACACUUCAACCCUCGUCCCUCUGACAUCCUUCUUGUUACCAACCCUAAAUCAGGCACUACAUGGUUAAAAGCUCUCUCCUUCGCCACCUUACACCGUCGUUCUUUCUCACUCUCCGACCACCCUCUUCUCACCAACACUCCCCAUCAAUGUCUCCCUUACCUUGAACAUCUCUUCUCUCACCGCACCUUCCCUAAUCUGAACGUCUUACCAUCUCCCACUAUCUUUGCUACUCAUUUACCUUUAUCUUUACUACCUCAGAGUGCUCUCAGAUGCCGAAUUGUUUAUCUCUGCCGUGAUCCCAAGGACACAUUUGUAUCAAUGUACCACUUCGUUGACAGGUCCAUGGGUAGCUUUGCUGAACACACGAGUACUACUCAAGGAUUGGAUCUCAGUAAGACAUUCCAGAUGUUCUCCCAAGGAACAUCUGCUUUUGGCCCUUUCUGGGACCACAUGCUGGGAUACUGGAAGGAAAGCUUGAGAUCACCUGAGAUGGUGCUCUUCUUUAGGUAUGAGGAGAUGAUGGAGGAUCCAGUUAGCCGUUUAAGUAGACUGGCUCAGUUCAUGGGAUGUCCUUUUUCCAUGGAGGAAGAAAGAGAUGGAGUAGUAGAGGACAUUGUGAAGCUUUGCAGCUUUGACAACUUAAGGGAGUUUGAGGUAAACAAGGAUAAUAAGGGAAGUUUUGAGGGGAAACUACCAGCAUCUUCUUUUUUCAGGAAGGGAAAAGUGGGGGAUUGGGUUAAUUAUUUGAGCAUGGAGAUGGCUGAGAAGUUGGAUGCUAUUACUAAGGAGAAGCUGCACGGAUCUGGUCUUACUUUUGAGUCUAGCAGUGUGGUUCCAUAAAAAACAUCAUCUCAAGACUAGGGUUUUACGUCAUUCAUCAUAUGUGUGUUUGCUUUCUUAUGUGAUGAAAUUGAAUGGAUCUCUAGAAACUCUUCGUUGAGCUUGAAUAAUAAUGGCAGUAAAUCCCCAAUCAAAUCUAAAUGCAGGGGUUUCGCUGUUUGUUAUGUUUACAUAUAAUAUUUACUCAUAUAUGGUCUGUAACCUCUCGUCAGUGAUUGAUUAUGUAAUUCUAUUUUGGUGUCA
Molecule: messenger RNA, 1382 nt
Organism: Dioscorea cayenensis subsp. rotundata (Guinea yam)
Lineage: Eukaryota; Viridiplantae; Streptophyta; Magnoliopsida; Dioscoreales; Dioscoreaceae
Product: cytosolic sulfotransferase 15-like
Exons: 1
Coding region: 81-1139 (352 amino acids)
Biological process (GO): sulfation
Cellular component (GO): cytoplasm
Molecular function (GO): sulfotransferase activity
Source: RefSeq, a predicted model, not a curated record